Molecule: messenger RNA, 2969 nt
Organism: Megachile rotundata (alfalfa leafcutting bee)
Lineage: Eukaryota; Metazoa; Arthropoda; Insecta; Hymenoptera; Megachilidae
Gene: ago
Product: F-box and WD-40 domain protein 7
Biological process (GO): proteasome-mediated ubiquitin-dependent protein catabolic process; ubiquitin recycling
Cellular component (GO): nucleus; cytoplasm
Molecular function (GO): ubiquitin binding
Source: RefSeq, a predicted model, not a curated record
AGUAGUUCUUUUUCAUUCUUUUUUACACGAAAAUCUGAGCAUGAAGAAACGUGAAACAAUAAACAUGCUUCCUUUGUAAUUACCAAAUUAUGAUAUUUUUUUGCUGAUAAUAUUUCUGUACCUUUGUCAUAUUUCUUGCAUUCACUGUUAACAAUUGAUCAAUUUUACAACAUGCAGUAAAUGUAGAACAACACACUUUUGGUGUGAAAAUUAAUAAAAUGAAUCAACAUAGAAGAUCAUAACUCUAUGCAUUGAAAUAUUUUAUAUAACUUUUUCACACGUAUAAGGUUUUAAAGACAUGCUUUAAUGGACCAAAGAAUUGUGAUGAAAAUGCAAAUAUAUUAAAUUUUACGUUUCAUGUUUUUAAUUUCUUUGUAAUACAAUAUAUUAGACAUAAGACAGUGAUGUCUGUCCCUUCUUCGUCGUCUAAUAAAAUAUCUAAUGGUAAACCAGGCGGUACAAGUCCUAGUCCUGUAGAGGGCAUUGAAGGUGUUCCAGGACCAAGUUCUUUGGAACCUAUGCAUUCUUUAUUACCACAAGAUGAAGAAUCGGAAGACUAUGGUGAUGAUGGUGAGGAAGAAGAGGAUGACAGUAGCGAAGAAGAAAGUGAAAUUAGUGACACUGGAAUAUUCUGUGAUGCAGAAUGCGAACCCAACCUCGAAAGUAAUAAUUGUUCGCUAUCUACGACUCGACCACAGUCUCUUACCCAACAAGUUCACAGUCCCAUUUUACAUGCUUGCGUACCCCUGGAUGUUGUUCAACCACAAAGGAAACGUACUAGUGAAACAGAAUCGAGUUUACCGUGUAAAAAGCUUAAUCCAGAAGAUAAAUCACAUUCAAUGAUCGUUAAAAAAUUGGAUGAGAAGAGUAAACACAUGAGAUGUGUUAUUCCAACAAAAGAUAAUCCUCCACCUGAAAUGAGUAAUUGGCUUCUUCAGUUUCAGAGGUGGUCAAAUGCUGAAAGAAUGUUAGCUAUAGAUGAAUUGAUUGAGCGAUGUGAACCAACUCAAGUGCGGCACAUGAUGCAAGUGAUCGAGCCUCAGUUUCAAAGAGAUUUCAUAUCAUUACUACCGAAAGAAUUGGCCUUAUCGGUGUUAGCUUUCUUAGAACCGCGGGACCUUUUACGUGCUGCGCAAACGUGUCGUAAUUGGCGAUUUCUCGCUGAUGAUAAUUUGUUAUGGAAAGAAAAAUGUAGAGCAGCUGGUAUAGAAGACUUGAAGGACUUGCCUCCAGCUAAACGUAAGAAUUGUAGAAAUUCUGGUAAUUCUUCUUCACCUUGGAAACAAGCGUACAUGAGACAACAUAAUAUAAAGAUGAAUUGGAGGACAAAGCCAAUCCGAACGCCAAAGGUCUUAAAGGGACAUGAUGAUCACGUGAUUACCUGUCUCCAGUUUUCUGGUAAUCGAAUAGUGAGCGGUUCCGAUGACAACACUCUUAAAGUGUGGUCCGCCGUUACGGGUAAGUGUCUAAGAACACUAGUCGGACAUACCGGCGGUGUAUGGUCCUCACAAAUGUCCGGCACUACAGUAAUCAGCGGUAGUACAGACCGUACUCUAAAAGUAUGGAAUGCUGAAACUGGUCAGUGCAUUCAUACUCUGUACGGGCAUACCUCAACGGUGAGGUGUAUGCAUCUACACGGUAACAAAGUAGUCAGCGGUAGUAGAGACGCUACGCUAAGGGUAUGGCAAGUGGAUACUGGCGAAUGUUUACACGUACUCGUGGGCCAUUUGGCAGCUGUUAGAUGUGUGCAAUAUGAUGGAAAAUUAGUGGUCAGUGGCGCCUAUGACUAUAUGGUCAAAGUUUGGAAUCCGGAACGUGAGGAGUGCCUUCAUACACUACAAGGACAUACAAAUCGUGUUUAUUCCCUCCAAUUUGAUGGUGUACAUGUUGUUAGCGGUUCUUUGGAUACAAGCAUAAGAGUAUGGGAAGUUGAAACUGGUGCAUGCAGACACACGUUAAUGGGACACCAGUCGCUUACUUCGGGAAUGGAAUUACGUAAUAAUAUUUUGGUAUCUGGAAACGCGGAUUCAACCGUUAAAGUAUGGGAUAUUGUUAGUGGUCACUGCCUUCAAACACUUUCUGGUCCAAAUAAGCAUCAGUCUGCUGUUACUUGUCUUCAGUUCAACAGUCAUUUUGUAAUUACUUCGUCCGAUGAUGGUACAGUGAAACUUUGGGACGUUAAAACUGGUGAUUUUAUAAGAAACUUGGUCGCUCUCGAGAGCGGCGGAAGUGGUGGUGUUGUGUGGAGGAUACGUGCAAGUGAUACAAAAUUGGUGUGUGCAGUGGGUAGCCGUAAUGGCACGGAGGAAACCAAACUUCUUGUUCUCGACUUUGACGUAGAGGUAAAAUAAUGCACCCGCGGUGCGAAACUGUCCUCUUCUAUGACUUCUGUACAUAAUCUAAUUAGGUAGCGUAAUCAAUCUACUGUACAAUGAUUCAUGUAUUACAUGGUGUGAUUGUGAUAAGAAUGUAUGUCGAAAACCAGAAGGGAGAUCGUAGAAAGUCGAACGAUGAAUCGGUAGUUGUAAAUGAUCUCCAAGAUGGUAGAACGUUUAAAUCGAAGGCAUUAAUUAUAUUAAUUACGGAGUGUAUUAUUCGUGGUGUACAAAUAUGAGAUUUCAAAGACUCAACAAAUUACGAAGAACGAGGAGCUUAACUAACAGUGUACCACUGUAUUAUUGCUGUUACAAAAUCUAAAUGAAGUCGCUAUAGUAAUUUUAAACGGAAUCAGCCCGUCAUAAACAUUAUGAUUAUAUAACGAUUUGUAUGGGCGUUUAGGAAAGUAUUUUUAAACUAUAAAAAACAAAAUUUCGUACUGUAUUUAUCAAACUUAUAGAUACAAAUGUCGCUUAAAGAAUCUCAAAUUAAAAAAGAUAAACAAAAGAUUCGAAUGAGGGAAGCGAAGAAAAGAGAAAUAAAGCAAAGAAUUGGAAUAAAUGAUAAAUUUAGGUAAAAUAGGAAAAAAAAAA